Messenger RNA from Talaromyces atroroseus, 3609 nucleotides. RefSeq lists its product as hypothetical. Lineage: Eukaryota; Fungi; Ascomycota; Eurotiomycetes; Eurotiales; Trichocomaceae. The transcript is spliced from 10 exons. The record is from RefSeq and is a predicted model, not a curated record. Bases 1 to 3609 code for a protein of 1202 amino acids. Gene Ontology annotation, biological process: fatty acid metabolic process. Gene Ontology annotation, molecular function: NAD+ binding; oxidoreductase activity, acting on the CH-OH group of donors, NAD or NADP as acceptor; nucleic acid binding.
AUGACAGAUGCAAGUCUGCAUAACGUUCCUAUUGUCAUAGAUAAUGGCAGCGGCACGAUACGAGCAGGAUUCGCCGGUGAAGAAAUCCCAUCAUGCUAUUUCCCUUCGUUUGUUGGCCGACCAAAGCACCCGCGGGUCAUGGCUGGUGGGCUAGAGGGCGACGUUUUUAUUGGGCAGAAAGCACAGGACUUGCGAGGGCUUUUGAAGAUUCGGUAUCCCUUGGAACAUGGCAUCGUUACCGACUGGGACGACAUGGAGAAAAUUUGGCACCACGUGUAUGAGAGCGAAUUGAAGACACUCCCUGAAGAGCAUCCCGUGCUCCUGACCGAGCCGCCGCUGAACCCAAGGAAGAAUCGAGAUAUCGCCGCGCAGAUUAUGUUCGAAACGUUUAACAUCCCGGCUCUGUAUACGUCGAUUCAGGCCGUUCUUUCCCUUUAUGCUUCAGGCCGAACGACGGGUGUGGUAUUGGACUCCGGUGAUGGGGUGUCCCACGCUGUGCCGGUAUAUGAAGGGUUUGCAGUUCCAAACAGCAUUCGAAGAAUCGAUGUUGCUGGCCGGGAUGUCACAGAACAAAUGCAAUUGUUAUUGCGGAAGAAUGGCUACGUCCUCCACACGAGUGCCGAGAAGGAAGUCGUACGUAUGAUCAAGGAGAAAGUAUGCUACGUGUCGUUGGAUCCGAAAAGGGAAGAGAAAGAAUGGAUAAAUAGUUAUCACAAAUCCGAGUCAAAAACCAUCGAAUACGUCCUGCCUGAUGGACAUAAGAUGAAGAUUGGCCAAGAACGUUACCGCGCCCCUGAGAUUUUGUUCGAUCCUGAGAUUAUCGGCAUGGAAUACCCUGGAGUUCACCAAAUUGUACAGGACGCCAUCACACGGACCGACCUCGACCUCCGCAAAGCCCUUUAUCUCAACAUUGUCUUAUCAGGUGGCACGACACUGUGCAAGAACUUCCCAGACCGGUUAAUGCGGGAGAUCAAGAGACUUGCUGUGGAAGAUAUGAAAAUCCGUAUUUCUGCGCCUGCUGAGCGUAAAUACACGACGUGGAUCGGAGGAGGCAUCUUAGCGGGUUUGAGCACAUUCCGAAAGGUAACAAUUCUCUUUUCUAAAAUUUGUUUCUCGUUUCCUACAAUCAGCGCACUAACCCCCGAUAUCGUAGAUGUGGCACCAUCUUAUGACCUGCGAAUCGCCAUUGUUGGGUCUGGGACUAUCGGGCUCUCGUUUGCAGCACUGCAUCUGUCUCAUCCGAGCAAGAGAAUCCAAGUCAUCAUUUAUGACCCACGCCCUGACAUAGAGGAAUACGUUAGGACUACGUUACCAGAAAUUGCCCCUCUCGGGGAAUUGCUAGAAUCGAAGCAGCUUCUCCUAUCCUCAACACUCUCAUCGGCAUUGGAUUCGGCCGACAUAGUGCAAGAGCAAGGACCCGAGAAUGUGGCUUUUAAACAAGGGUUAUGGAUACAGAUUGAAAAGACCGCCCCUUCAACAGCAUUGUUCUGGUCCAGCACUUCUGGCAUCCCGGCAUCUGUCCAGGGCCUUAACAUGCAAGAGCCUUCACGACUACUUGUGGUCCAUCCCUUCAAUCCACCGCACAUAAUGCCGGUCUUGGAGAUUGUGCCUCCUCGCAACGAUGCUGGAGACUCGGAUUCAAUUCAUCCGUCGAAGCAAUAUAUAGACAGAACCAUGGAAUACUGGAACACACUACACAGAUCGCCAGUCGUUCUUAAGGAGGAAGUCACUGGUUUCGUGGCAAAUCGUCUAUCGUUUGCCCUUUUUCGCGAAGCCAUACAUCUUGUAAACUCGGGUGUCGUUACAGCUGCCGAAGUCGAUCGUAUUGUUGAAGAAAGCAUGGGGCCACGCUGGGCUGUCAAGGGACCGUUUUGGAGCUAUCAUGCUGGUGGAGGGAAGGAAAAGGGGCUCAAGGGGUUUCUAGAGAAGAUCGGGGACACGGUGCAGGCUUGCUGGGACGACGCUGGGACACCAUCACUUGGACGAGAUGGAAACAUGUCCUCUUCUUGGGAGGAUGCGUUAUGUGGGCAGGUGGAGGAUGCUUAUGGGAUGCUGGAAGACAAAGACCUCAGAGAUAGAGAUGAAAAGACGAGACAGUCCGUGCAGAGCUUCAAAGAAUCUGUUGCUGCCAGCACAUGCACGAUGGCUGACUGGUACACUGAGCCAACCAAUGGAGCCGGAGACAGCUAUGAUUGGGGUGCUCCUGCUCCAUCUCAGGAUUUCGCCCCGUUGAAGGAACAGAAUGAUUUCGCUGAUGAUACUGGUGAUACCGAUGGCCCUCGUGACGACACUUGCCGCAACUGUGGCCAAUCUGGACACUUUGCUCGCGAAUGCCCAGAGCCACGUCGAGGCGGCGGCGGCGGCAGCGGCGCCUGUUUCAACUGCGGUGAAGAAGGCCACAACAAAGCCGACUGCCCUCACCCUCGCGUUUUCAAGGGUACUUGCCGAAUUUGCAACGAAGAGGGUCAUCCCGCAGCCGAAUGUCCCCAGAAACCUGCUGACGUGUGUAAAAAUUGCCGCAAAGAGGGCCACAAGACGUCUGAAUGCAAGGACAAUCGUCAGUUUGACUUGAACGACAUUCCUGACGAGACUCCUGAGCAAGCUUGGGCCAAUCUCAAGAAGGCCGAUGCUAAGCGAGAUCUUGAAGACUUCCGUGAUGUCUGUCCUACCUCUGGGUCUGUUGAAUUGGACGUGGCUGAUAAUUACCAUCAGGCCUUCAAAGUGUACACCAAGGCGGAACCAACCAAGACCUUCGUUGACAUUGAGAAGAAAUUGCGUGCUGAAGAAGCCGGUGUCUACCUAAUUGCACUUGAAAAGCAAAUGGAAAAUUUCAAACCAUUCACACUGAUCGAUCUCCAAGGACGCCUGAACUGCACCUACGUUGUCAAGCUCUUUUUCAGUGCUGAGCCACGUCGUGCGAAUCUCAAGGACCGCUGGCCAGCUACGCCAGAGGAGAAUCUCGAACGCCUUGCUGAUGCCGGCUUCGAGCAUGAUCGAAUGGUCCCCAUAUGCAGCAAUUGCGGAGAGCUUGGUCAUGGUUCGAAGGGAUGCCAACAGGAGCGUGUAGUUCCGGAGCGUGUCGAAAUCAAGUGCGUCAACUGCUCCGAAGUCGGGCAUCGUGCUCGCGACUGUACGCAGGAACGGGUCAACAAAUUCGCUUGCCGCAAUUGUGGUGGCUCUGGCCACAAAGCUGCUGACUGCACGGAGCCUCCGAGCUUGGCCAAUGUCGAAUGUCGUCGCUGCAAUGAAAAGGGCCAUUUCGCCAAGGACUGCCCAUCUGCCCCGAAAUUCGUCAAGACAUGCCGUAAGUGUGGUGCAGAGGACCAUAUGUCACGGGUAUGCGACCAGCCGCAGAAUAUGGACCUUAUUACCUGCAACAACUGCGAUGAGACGGGUCACUAUGGCCGCGACUGCCCCAAGCCUCGGGACUGGUCUCGAGUAAAGUGCACCAAUUGCGGCGAAAUGGGACAUUCUUUCAGAAAAUGCCCGGAGCCAGCGGCAGAUGAAGCAGGCCGCGAAGAAGAAAUGGCAGGAGGUGAAAUGCCACCCAUUGAAGCUAGUGGCGGUUGGGCUACUGGUGAAGACACUCAGGGUGCAUUGGGUUGGUAG